This is a messenger RNA of Cordyceps militaris CM01, 621 nucleotides long. Its product is annotated as het-c. Gene Ontology annotation, molecular function: ceramide 1-phosphate binding; ceramide 1-phosphate transfer activity. Bases 1 to 621 code for a protein of 206 amino acids. Lineage: Eukaryota; Fungi; Ascomycota; Sordariomycetes; Hypocreales; Cordycipitaceae. Gene Ontology annotation, biological process: intermembrane lipid transfer; ceramide transport. Gene Ontology annotation, cellular component: cytoplasm; membrane; cytosol. The record is from RefSeq and is a predicted model, not a curated record. The transcript is spliced from 4 exons.
AUGUCCGCUCCCGUUAUCCCUCCUGGUAGCACCAUUGUGCAGUCCUUCAAGAAGUCCUUUGUCGAUGUUCCCAUUGAUGAGGCGAAUGGUCGCGCUAUUGCCACCACCGAAUUCCUCGAGGCUGCGGAGUCGCUGACGACCAUCUUUGACGCCCUUGGAUCCGUCGCUUUCUCGCCAGUCAAGAACGACAUGAUUGGCAACAUCAAGAAACUCCGCGAUCGCCAGCUUGCCUCUCCCCUCGAGUCCGAGAACAUCCAAGACCUCUGCCGCAACGAAUUGAAGACUAAGAAGCACACUGCCACUGAGGGUCUCCUCUGGCUUGUCCGUGGACUUGAGUUUACCUGCCUCGCCCUGACCGCCAACACGGCCAAGCCCGAUGAGGAGCUUGCUGACUCCUUCCGCGCCGCCUACGGCAGCACCCUCAAGCCUCACCACAGCUUCCUCGUCAAGCCCAUCUUCAGCGCCGCCAUGAGCGCUUGUCCAUACCGCAAGGACUUUUAUGCCAAGCUCGGCGACGACCAGACCAAGGUCACGAGCGAUCUCCAGGUCUAUCUCACUGCUCUCGCCAAGAUUGUCGGUAUUCUCAAGCAAUUCGUCGACAGCAAGGAGGCCAAGUGGUAA